AUGGACGUGGCGCUGGCGCGGCAGCUCUUGUCCGAGGGCUUGGUGCUUGAGAGCUUGGACACCGAGGCGUUGGGGCCCUGGCGCGCACGGGUGGAGGCUUUGCGCCCCGCGGUGGCGGCAGUUUUGGCUGCGACGAAGGCGGCGCCGGCGGGGCCGGCGGCGGAGCCGCGGGGCGCGGCAGUGGCGCCGCUGCCGGGCAGGGGCCGGGCGCUGCUGGCGGGGCAGAGCCUCAAACGGGGCCAGGUGGUGUUGCGGGAGCAGGCGCUGGCGCGGGUGCCUCUGCCGAAAAAACUCGAUCUGCAUCCGCAGACGCAGCUGGCGCUGAAGCUCUGGGAGGCGGAGAGGAGUGACCAGCGGCUGAAGCAGACUGAGCUCCUGGACCACGGCAAGGACGCCGGCGCCCGGAAGCUGCGGGAGGUGAUCGCGGCGUGCUGCGCGCUGUGCUGCGACAGACCUCAGGAGGUGGAGUCUCUCUUCCGCUGGCUGGGACGAGUCCGGGUGAAUGCGGUGACGGUAUCCUGCCUCGUGGAGUCGGACGGCGAGAUGGAGCAUCAACAGGUGGCCCUGGCGCUGUACCCGGAAUUGGCCAGAAGCGUGAAUCACUCUUGCAGACCGAAUGCCAUCCUCCGCUUUGACUCCGAGGACUUGGUGGAGCUCGUGGUAAGCUCGCCCGUGCCAGCGGGUGAGGAGGUGAUGAUCUCGUAUGGUCCCACUGCGUCAACGAUGCCUCGAUCUAAAAGGCAGGCUGCAUUGCUGGCUGAGUACGGCUUCGAGUGCCUGUGCAGCGCCUGUGCCAGCGUGGCACAUGACGAGAACUUCCAGUGGAAGCUCAAAGCGCAGAUGCUGGACGACCGAGCUCGAGCGGCGGUGGGCCGUGCGGCUUGGCAGGAAGCUGCCAUCGCCUGCAGCGCGGCGGUGUCCAUGCUGCGCGAAGGCUAUCGAGAAGGCGACGUGGAGCUGGCACGAGAGGAGUGCAAGCUUGCCGGCCUGACUCUUCGGGCGGGCGAUACUGUGAGAGCGCGGGAGACCUGGGCAUCAGCCGCUGAAGUGCUGCGAGACUUAGUCUUCCCCAGUGACCCGGACUUGCAAGAGGCCGAGGAGAUGCUGCAACGCCUUCCGGCGGCGCAAACUUCCGCAGCGCAAACUUCCGCGGCACCAAAAGCGGCGGCGCCGGCGAAGCCGACGAGCGCUGCAACCUUCGCAGCUGCGGCCACGCGCUGCGAGGUGGCGGAGGCGAUGCAAGGCCUCAGGGACGCCAUUGAGCGGGCGGCUUGCCCAGCAGGCCCUUCACCUCGCCUGGAGCCGCAGGGAACCACGGUGACGGACAGCUUCACGGGCUCCAUACUCGGGCUGGAAACUCUGAACCUCUCAGCAGCGGAGAAGGCGAAGGUGCUGCACGCCAUGUCCGGGCUUGGAGCCCAAAAGGUCCGCUUCUGCGUCCCGCGCCGCGCCGACCUGGCCUCCGACACGGAGGAGGAGGAGGAGCAGGAACUGAAGGACUUCACCAGCAAGUCAGGCUGCUUUAUUCAUGUGCCCUGUGGGGACUUCUCGCGGAAAGAGCAGCUCUGCAAAAUGCUGCAGGAGGAUCCAGACUUUGAGGCCCCCUCCUCCUCUGCUGCCGGCAUCCUGGCGGAUGACGCGGAGCCCGAGCCGGGCGUCGAGCGCGCCUUGAAGAAGUACAAGUGGGCCUCGGUCACUUCGUCCUUCAUACCAGGUUACGGCCCGAGCAACGGAGGAGAUGACAUGUGGCGGUUGUUCUUUGACGACAACUUCUUGACCACGCAGAGCGAACCCAAUCGGGCUGCUCGCGCUCUCUUAGGCUACCGAGCGCUGGGCAGCUUUGUGGUCUCUUGCGUGAAUAGGAAGACCGGGCAAGAUCGACCCAUCAGCCGCAAGGAGGUGGCUGACCUCAUCAUGCGACGCCUGCAGGGGGGCGACGCAGAAAGGAUCACUCGGGAGAACGAAGACCAGAGGGCGCGCAUGGAGACAUUUUCUCAGCUCGGAGGCGAGACCAUUGAGCUCAAGGGCUAG
Effrenium voratum is the source of this 2031-nucleotide messenger RNA. Lineage: Eukaryota; Dinophyceae; Suessiales; Symbiodiniaceae. The record is from the annotation of a GenBank genome assembly.